This is a messenger RNA of Volvox carteri f. nagariensis, 1592 nucleotides long. RefSeq lists its product as uncharacterized. The record is from RefSeq and is a predicted model, not a curated record. Bases 1 to 1050 code for a protein of 349 amino acids. The transcript has 4 exons. Lineage: Eukaryota; Viridiplantae; Chlorophyta; Chlorophyceae; Chlamydomonadales; Volvocaceae.
AUGCCUCCCAAACUGGCUCGCCCAUCCCAACUCCCGCAACAGUCCCUUCCGCCCACCGACUUGGGCGCUUACGGCGCGCCUUCGCCGAGCGUGCCGUCGGGCUCUUCCGCCGGCGCGUCAUCCAAGCCGCCUGUCCACAUCGCCGACCUGUGGGCGCAACUAGCAGCGGCGUCGCCAACGGGCGGAGGCCGCGCUCGCUCCACGCCAUCCGGGGUGCCGAAACGGCCGCUGUCUUUCAAGCAGCAGCUGCUCUUGGCAAGCAUGGGUUGUCACGGCGAGGACGUCCUGCGCGCUAACCACACAAAUGCAGAGUUCAACGUGCUCCUGGCCGAGGCCCGAAAGUACAGGGACGAGUUCCUGGAGCAGCACCACGUCAAGCCCGCCAGCACGUACUUGUACAACAUCACGGCGGCAAUACACGAAGGCGACAUGCCGGACCGUGCGACCGCGACGCAUGCGGAGGUCAUGCAGCUAUGGAUCGCGGCUGCCGGCAGCCUGCGAGCUGAUACCGCAAUAGAGCUUAUUUAUGACUACGGCAUGGACGCGGGCACCGUCCUCAAGACGGACCAGGACUUCGCGCGCUCGGUGCUGACGGCCGCGCAGCAGGCGCGAGCGUCGGGCGCCCUCCUGACCACAACCACGCCAGCCAAGCGAGCCGCAAGCAGCCCCGCCGAGCCAGAUUCCAGUGCCUCCCCCCGCACAGUGUAUGUCGGCCAGUCCCGGGACCCUCAACGUCGCUUCCAGGCUCAUGCCCGCAACCCACCCAGCCGGAUGAAGGAGGACGCCAGCCGCUACCAACCCUUCCAUGACCACUUCUCGCUCACGCGCCUCAUGUCCACCGCCAAUCCUGCACUGGCCCAACGGAUGGAGGCCUUCUACAUCGCGCAGUUCAAGGCUCGGGGGCCAGGCGGCUACAAUGUGCUGUGCGGGCCGCCUUCCGCCAGCCCGGCCUUCUACGCGAUGAGGCGGCAACGCGCGGGCAGCGCCCACACGCCCACCGCCGUCACAGCCCAAGACAAUGAUGAUGACGCCCCAGACACGCUCGCCUAGCCCACACAGCACCUGGACGCCACGCGCUUGACGGAUUGGGUCGCGCGAAUUCAGCGUUACGCUUCCCGACCUUGAGCAGUGCUGUUUCAUUAGGGCACGAUCACCCUUAGGCCUUCAUUCCCGGUGCAUACUUUUCCGACCUUAACUCGUGUGUGUACGGAAUCUGCUGCCCUUACGGACGGCAGCGCUUGGGAUGGUCUAUUGCGUGAGGUUUGAGGAUAGGGGGGGGCUCCUUGCGCUUCUCCGUAUGUCCGCUCUUCGAAUGCUCGGGGGCAAGUUGGCCGCGUGCAAAGCACCCAUCCUUUCCACUGUUCCGGCAUGGCCAUCCACGCGCAAUAAGGAUCUUUACUCUAGGACUUCUCCUUUGUUCCUCCUUCUCGGCACAGAAACGACGGAGGUGUCAUGUACGCGCGCUGUACCUGUGCUGCUGUUCUUUUCUUCGGGUUGUAGUUCCUGUGCUUCUGGCAAUCUCGCGCCCGCAACGACUGACUGCAAGUACAUUGCGCCGUGCGCCAAACGCCGUGUAAGACUCGUGUGCAACC